AUGUUCCGUCAACAGAUUGCCCGCCAGGCCCGCCUCUUCAGCACCACCCCCAUCGCUCGCAAGAGCCCCGUAGACGCCAUCAAAGAUGCCGCAAAGACAAUCGACAAGACCAUCUCUGGUGCUGCUGUAAAGGGCAUCGAGAAGGGCGAGGAAGUCGCCAACGCCGUCAAGGAAGCUACACCUAACACUACGGAAGAGGCUAAAGGCCAGGCGAGCCAGGUUGCGGGUGAGGCCAAGGGAAAGGCGAGUGAGGUUACAGGACAGGCCAAGGGAAAAGCGGCGGAGGUUAAGGGGGAGAUGAAGGGGAAGAUGUAG
Messenger RNA from Bipolaris sorokiniana ND90Pr, 315 nucleotides. RefSeq lists its product as uncharacterized. The record is from RefSeq and is a predicted model, not a curated record. Bases 1 to 315 code for a protein of 104 amino acids. The transcript is spliced from 2 exons. NCBI's taxonomy places the organism in Eukaryota, Fungi, Ascomycota, Dothideomycetes, Pleosporales, Pleosporaceae.